UAAAAUGAACCCGGUAUGAAAACAGUACAUUUUUGACUUUUUUAACACUUGUCAUUUUCUGAGACAAAAACAUCGAGAUUUUAUAGAAAAGUAUCAGAGAAACCUAAAAUUUUGCAGGGGACUCAAUUUUAGAAAAUGUUAGAGCAGAAAAUUGCCUCUUUGCUUCAGGAGCAGGCAGCUCCUCCCAUCCAGCUAUAAUAGCCCAGCUGACCUGUUGGUCCUUCCAUCCUGAAGUAGGCCAACACAAACUGACUUGUGAGAGCUUGGACAGCUUUCUUGCAAGCCCUUGCUGGUGGUUCUCAGUCACACAUGGAGAUGUAGAUGCAGUCUGCCCGCCUGGGUAUUUUCUGGAGCGACUCUGAAGCGGAUUAAGGAGACGCUGGUAACUUGUAACCAUGACUUUUGCCAUGCUGCGGCCUGUAGCGACGCACUUGAUCUACUCGGACUUCACGGUCACCUCCGAGGACGACGAGAACCGCAGCGAGAGCGACGGCAGCUCGGAGCAGAGCUACUGCGGCUCGACGGAGAAACGGAGGCGGAUCUCUCGCAAGCUGGAGGGAGACUCUGCGGUGGUGAUGAAGCAGCGGAGCGCGGCCAACGCCAGGGAGAGAGGCCGGACCCAGAGCGUCAACACCGCCUUCACGGCUCUGCGGACGCUCAUUCCCACCGAGCCCGUGGACAGAAAGCUCUCCAAGAUCGAAACGCUCCGACUCGCGUCCAGCUACAUCUCCCACCUGGCCAACGUGCUUCUGAUCGGGGACGCGGGCGCAGAGGGACAGCCGUGCCUCGGCGCGGUCCAUGCGCAAGGAGAGAGCGCAGGGAAGCAGCCGCGCACCAUCUGCACCUUCUGUUUGAGCAACCAGAGGAGAGGGGUUAAAGAUGGGAAAGACUGUUUGAAAAUGCGAGGACUGGGUCCGCUGCGAGUGAGGCGUUGACCGGACACCAUCAGUGGACCAUUUGCAACCUGAAAACCCUCAAAGACUUUCUCAGGGAAGGAGCCGAAGCUGGUGCAACAAAGAGCGCUCACUCAUGUACCUGUACACACAUGCUGGAUCAAAAGGUGGCACCAAAGAAGAGACUAUUUAUACUUGACUGAGACAUCCAAGACUGUAAGACCUUCAAAGAUGCAGUGCAUUUGUUUUAAACCUAAUGGUCUUGGUUUGUUUUAUUUGGAAGAUGUUUUAAAUAAAAUAUAUUUUAUCAAAAUAAAA
This is a messenger RNA of Girardinichthys multiradiatus, 1211 nucleotides long. It is a transcript of the gene tcf15, whose product is annotated as transcription factor 15. Gene Ontology annotation, molecular function: RNA polymerase II transcription regulatory region sequence-specific DNA binding; protein dimerization activity; DNA-binding transcription factor activity, RNA polymerase II-specific. Bases 396 to 935 code for a protein of 179 amino acids. The transcript has 2 exons. NCBI's taxonomy places the organism in Eukaryota, Metazoa, Chordata, Actinopteri, Cyprinodontiformes, Goodeidae. Gene Ontology annotation, biological process: regulation of transcription by RNA polymerase II; developmental process. The record is from RefSeq and is a predicted model, not a curated record.